CACUUCGCUUCUAUCCGAUUGCGCGACUUGGGUGGCGCUUCGCAGACCGUGCCACGAUGCUUCCCGACGCUCAAACGCGCUAGCGUAGUCGCAAUCACUGUACCUGCUUACAUCGCAUCGUCCAUCCCGUACGUGGUAUCGCCCACCGCCAUGCUGGUGAUGCAGUGAUCGUAUAAAUCACCGAGAAACACCGAUUAAUCGACGAUAGUGACGGUGACCAAGCAACUCUUAGAAACUGGUGAUCUUCGGUUCCUAAUCUUCUAUUCUUCGACGAGUUUCCGGUUUCGUCGUACGGUUGAGUAUUCCAGAUCUUCUUAUGAGUUGUUAUUGUUCGAUGUACGGACAAGAAGUAUGGCAGGAAGAUGAAACAACACCGUGGCAGAAGAUACAAUCUAUGUUGUGACAAUUGUUUAUCCUUGAGGCAGCGCGUCAAAUUCAUACAUACGAAACUAUAAAACGUCACGCAUUCCUUUAGCGUGUGACAGUUUAUAGUGGUCCUCCGAAAAUUAAUUUUUUGUACGUCACAAACGGCCAAAAAUUUUCGUCAAUAUAUCACAGAGGAUAAUCAAGCUCGUUAAGCUUGUUAUUUAUUCAUUCUAAUAUGGCUGGACUUGUUACAGCAAAACUCCGAAAAGCACUUGAUUCCGUCACGUAAUUUAUCUUAUUCUGCAUAUUUUAGAGCAGACUGGGUGCACAAUUUAAUUAAAAGCAAGUCUCAAACAACAUAGUCAAUGCAAGAAUAAUAAAAUCAUGUUAUGUAAUAGUAAUAUGUAAUGUGAUAUGAUAUUAUUUGACAGUUAGCGGACUCAAUUAUUCUACUAUCUGCUAUUAUUCGCAUGACAUUACGUGAAGUAAAUUGUCUGACGGACGAAUGCAACUCCAUGAAUCGCGUCUGACCUGCAUUCCUACUGUAGGAGUAAGCUCGUGACACGGCAUGAAGCUGGAUCGGAAGUAAGAAGGAACCAUCGCCAAAAAACAUGUUGCCGAAUCACUUGAUAGUGGCGGCAAUUGUACUCGCGGUUGCCACCGUCUGUCGCGCGGAGUGCCAGACUCGUUCUAUUUAUUGCUACGAAUGCGAUUCAUGGACGGAUCUCAGAUGCAAGGAUCCUUUUAAUUACACCGCACUUCCAAAGGAUCAACCACCUCUCAUGACAUGCCAUGGCUGUUGCGUGAAAAUGGUUCGCAACGCCAAGUCACCAUAUGAGAGCGUGAGGCGGACCUGCACUUCGCAACUACAAAUAAAUUUAUUCAUGGUGGACCACGUGUGCAUGAUGGAAAGUACCGGCACUGGUCACAUGUGCUUCUGUGAGGAGGAUAUGUGCAAUCGUGUGUCCCCGACCUCGUGUUCGAAUCCUACACUCCUGCUGUUCCUCUUAACGCUCCCUUUACUACGCUCGAUCUACUUAGGGAUCCUAGCUCGCUUGGUAGAACGUUGCAAUGGUCACGACGUAUAACACUGAUUUAUUCGAUUCACCUGCCAGUGAUUCCGGUCAUAUCCUUCGUAGAAUUUUAGUUUUAGUCAGCGACUUGAACUCUCGUCGAGACGAGCGGUUCUCAACAGGCACGUACGCGGUUGAAUAACACGGAACACGUUGUGUUUCUUUUCACGUUCGUACCAAACCAGAAAGGUAAGAUACGAGCUGCGUGUUCCUUGAAAGAGAAGGGAAUCGGUACAUCGUCGAUUAAUCGUACAUCGUGUCAGACCGUUUUAACCGUACAUUUCAAUUUUUGUGAAUCAAUUCAUGAAUCGAGAAUCGACGAUCCAUAUUCUCUUCUCUUCAAAGAAUUUUGCACUCUUGCUCGUCCUGAUCCUUUCUUCGGCAUAAAUCGUAACGAGAUAUCUCGACCGUGUUCUCUGUAGAUAAAUCAUCUGAUUCUCUGUCACUUUCGAUUUUGCCACGCGCUCUUCUUCUUGAUUCACAACCCCUCAAAAAUGUUUCCUGUACCACUGCGAUGGUAUCUUUAACGACAAUUUUAAUUCGCUUCGAAGUGAAAUUUAUCUUAUUGGAAGAUAGAUAGAUUUAAAAAAAAUGAAUCUUUUGCAAUUGAUAUAAACGGACAAUUUAUUAUAGAUUUUGUAGUUUCUUCGUAUUAUAAGUUUUAAACAAAUUAAACGCAGAAUGAUAAAUCAAAUUCGAACUAUCAGAAAUUUGAGCCUGAAGCGAGUAAAAAUUUAGACGCGUUCUUUAAUUCAGUGUAUGUUCCGGUGAUGUUUCUAUUUGAUCAAUGAGAUGGGAAUCCCUUUCUGACGAAGUUUUCUUGCAUGCAAUCCAGAAUCAAUCGAGACCAUCCCAUUUUUGCAACUGUCAAUCAGUUCUUUCGUUUUUUCUUCCAGUAUUGAUGUAUCUUAUAAUUAGAACUUUUUGCUACUUUUUUUCAUGACCAUUGAUCGUUACAAAGUCUUAAGCAUCAAGUUUUCUAGCUCUCAAAGCAUCUUGAUGGCCGAAUCAAGCUGCUCCCGAUACGUAAGAUAAGGAAUAGUAUUCGUCAUUAUGUCGUGGUAUUUUGAAAUGUUUUUCAUUUUUAAAGUUUUCAUUGGCUUGCUGUUUAUCUAUGUUCCAUACCAAGUUCGUCGUAUAUCUAAGCGAACGUAGAUCACGAAACUUCAAAACUUUGAAACGUAGGUAUACUGUUUGCAAUGUUGUUCGAUCAUUGCAAGAUCUUGAAGUUGUCUUGAAGUCUAAUUGUAUUACCUCAAACACACAUUUGCCGCUUUCCCAAAGAAAAUCUCCAAGUAACGGAGGAUAAUCGAGACACAGAGAGAAAGAGAAACACGAUAUACAUUCAUUAUUUUAGCGCAUAGAGGUUGACUGAUGGACAAUUUUAAUUAAUAUUAAUUCGUUACAUGUUUUAACAACAUUUCAACAUUGAAAAGUAACUUUGUAAAUGAUCAUUGAUUACGAGAACAUUGCCAAGAUCAUAAUAUAUUGAAGAUCCUUGGCACUUUCAAAGAUUUUGAUUCCAGAUAGUCAAAUUUGAGAUGUGUAACUAGUUUCUCUUUGAACACUUUCGAUCGUGAUUCAUCGAUAUCUAUGCACAUACCUUAGACUCUUAUCCAGUUGAACAAAUCGUUUCUGUAUAUCACGUACAAACGAACCAUCAGCACCUUCAACCACUCUCUGUUUCUUGUUAUACAUUGUCGUAACGAUUAUCGUACUUUUCCUCUGCUGUUCUAUGUCUCUAACGACCUUUAUACGUUUGCCUAUUUGCCAUUCUUUACGAGACACCGGUGUUUCGCGCAUCAUGCACCAUAGGACAGUGGAACGAGAAUGGCCCAUGGUACACGGAGCUUAAAGUAGAGCAACGUUCAGGCCGCAUGGUCCCAGCAUGUCCAUCCGUCAGCAACGUCAUGAGAAAGCAACGACUACAGCCAGCAAGCAUCGACAACAGAAUUUUCCAGUUCUACGUUUUUCGACUUGUUUGAAUCGCGGGCGUGUGCUUUUUCAAUUUCCAAACAAAUUAUUCUCUUUUACUUUUUCAAUUAUACGUAACAUAAUAGAAUGUUAUCAAAGGCGUUAACGUCAUUUGAUUAAAUUUCAUUACAGAAUGGAUGGGGUCGGGAUCAAUUCAUUAAAAAUUUGAUUGGGACUCGAUUGAAAUUUGCUAUAGGAUUGACAAUGAAUCAUGCAUAAGAUUGAUCGUUAAAAGGCACGCGCGCGCGGAAUGUACCACAGUAGUACCAGUGAGUUCGACAAUCACGUAUUUAGCAGAAGUGUGUUCCACACGUAGAAAAGUGCGAAUUCGAGUGCAUGGUUUGUAGCACUUUUAUUAACAGUGAAAAGGCAGAGGAAACUUUACGGACGGCUUCUGGAUGAAAGCUUUGCAGCCCGAUUAAAGUUGCGUAUUACUAUCCACGUUACGAUUUCAUCCCCUUUCCUCUGUCCCGCGACUAUCGUAUCGCCGUGCAGUAACACCUUGCAUGACACUUGCAUGAAUUUGUCGUUAGUAUUUUUUGUGAGAGACUAAAAAUCCCGUAGUCGAUGCUUCAAUAGGUAAUAGACUAUAAAAUAAAUGAAACAAAUAUAUAUAUGUAUAUAUGUAUACAUAGAACAAAUUUUGUUCGAACUUUUUCAAAAUUUUCAACAACUAUUAUUUCAAUUUAUUUUACAUAUUUAUUAUAUAUUAUUUCAACUAUUGCAAUAUUAAAUAGCGUCUUUUUACAAUAUCUGGAAAAUAAUAGAAGAAACAAUUCAAGUACGGAAAUUUCAAGUUAAAAUUCUUAUUCUAAUCAAUACGAAAGUCUGUUUCCAAAAUGAGGCUCGGCUCAGUAACAGUAACCCGAACACAGAACCUUCCAUUCCGACGAAUGCAACGCGAGGCUGACCGAAUUAAUUAAAAAGCACAACGUGGGCCUUCAGCUUCGAUCGUGCCACGCCAGUUACGCGCAUCAGCGACGUCUCGAGCGCUUUCAAGCUUCCGGAAUUAAUGUUCGAUCGCGAUCGAUCGAUUAGGCGACACGCAACGAGGAACUCGAUCGACGAAAGCGACGUUGAACUCGCUCGAGAAUACUCGUGAAUCGAGUAGCUUUACGAUCACGCAGUUUGUAAAUCUUUUUCAGGAUAUGGCUGGCACGGCCAAGUUGAACGCGCAUGUCCUCACAGAGAGGCUUCCGGUGUGGAGCCUCUUGCCAAACAAGCUUCGGUGCUUGCGAGUGAAAGCGAGCUAACCGGUGUUUCUCUGGCAAGCCAUGCGGCUCGUGUCGCGUCAUUUGUUCAUUGUCGCACGCGCGGCUGCGAGGCUAUUUUUUCGAAUCUUCUUUUCGUUCUUGCGUAUUUUUUCUGUCUGCCCCUUUUCUUUACAGUUUGUCAUUGCGCGACCGAUCUGAUCAGCGUUUGCUGAUUGCACCGCAACUCGUCGAAGGUCGAAGAGUAAUUCGAUAGAUCUUAUCAAGAUUAUUGUCAAGAACUAAAAUGUUCCUCUAUAUUUUUGGUAAGAAACGUUUGAAAUAUCGAAUUUUUAUGUAUGUAGUUUUCUUUCAUAGAUCGAUUUCAUCGAAGACAUAUGUAGAGAAUGCGAGAGUAUGUUUGAUAAAUGCAGCAGACAGGAGAUGGGAGCUGCAAUGACAACACUGACAUCAGCAUGUAACACGAAGCGAAUCUACAUUUUUAAGUUUGGCCUCGCAGCUGGAAGGAAUCCACAUAACGUUAGCGAUACAAAUAAUCAUGCGAAAUAAUGCCGGAUGCGCUCAGGCGAAACUUAAAUAGCACGAUCGAACACGAAGUGGAUCCGACGUGUUAUAUUUCCAUCAAAUCAACGAAAUCUUUAACCAACUUACUUUGUCAAGUAUUAAACGAUGAUAUUAGAUAAACUUCUAACGCAAAUUUUAAUGAUGUUUCAGAACUUCGGACGUCAGAGAUUCUUGUUCGUUUUGAUCGAGGCUGUUUCAGUUUCGAAAUAGAAAAACGAAAAAAAAGAAAAAAAACAUUAAAAAGAAAAGAAA
This is a messenger RNA of Bombus pascuorum, 5440 nucleotides long. It is a transcript of the gene qvr, whose product is annotated as protein quiver. The record is from RefSeq and is a predicted model, not a curated record. Gene Ontology annotation, biological process: regulation of synaptic transmission, cholinergic; sleep; positive regulation of voltage-gated potassium channel activity. The coding region runs from base 978 to 1454 and encodes 158 amino acids. The transcript is spliced from 9 exons. Lineage: Eukaryota; Metazoa; Arthropoda; Insecta; Hymenoptera; Apidae.